AUGGCGCCCCGCGACGAUGAGCCGGCCGAUCUGGGCCACCCGGACUCGAUUACCUCCGAGAGCGACUCGAAGCACGCCGAGAAGAAGAAGAGCAAGAGACCUGCAAACACCGCUUUUCGGCAACAACGUCUCAAGGCAUGGCAACCUAUUCUCACGCCUAAGACCGUGCUGCCGCUCUUUUUCGCAAUUGGCAUCAUCUUUGCGCCCAUCGGUGGCGUUCUGCUCUACGUUAGCGCGCAGGUACAGAUGAUUCAGCUCGAUUACACCAACUGUGACAACCAGGCGCCGACGGCAGGUUUCGAGGCCAUGCCGUCUGACGCCGUCAAGAUGCAGUUCAAGGCAUCUAGCAACUCAACGACGGCCGCCGCUAUGUGGAAGCGCACGCCCAUCGAGGUCACAUACGACGGCGUCAAGGUGCCUUUCCCCGUCAACGUGUGCAGCCUGCAGUUCGACAUCCCCGAGAGCAUGGGCCCUCCCGUGCUCUUCUACUACCACUUGACCAACUUCUAUCAGAACCACCGUCGCUACGUCAACAGCUUCUUCGACAAGCAGCUUAAGGGCGACGUUGUCAGCGACUCCGACGUCAAGGGCUCCAAGUGCGACCCGCUCGAAGUCAACAGCACCGGUGCCGCGUACUAUCCUUGCGGUCUCAUUGCCAACUCCUUUUUCAACGACACCUUCUCCAGCCCCGUGCUGCUCAAUGUCCAGGACGGCAGCAGCGACAACGAGACGUACGUCAUGCAGAACCAGACCAACAUUGCUUGGAGCUCCGACAAGUCGCUGUACGGCAAGUUCCCGUCGUCAAUGAGCUACUCACAGGUCUCGCCGCCUCCCAACUGGAUCCACCGAUACCCCAACGGUUACACCGAGUCGAACCCGCCGCCCGACCUGUCCACGGACGAGUCCCUCAUGGUGUGGAUGCGCACUGCUGGUCUGCCUACCUUCAGCAAGCUGGCUCAACGCAACGACACCACCGCCAUGCGCAGCGGGACCUACCAGGUCGAUGUUAUUAGCUUCUUCAACGUUACCGAGUUCCGCGGCACAAAGUCCAUUAUCCUGUCCACCCGUACUGUCAUGGGCGGCCGCAACCCCUUCCUGGGCAUUGCCUACCUCGUUGUCGGCGGUAUCUGCAUCCUCCUGGGUGUUGUGUUCACCGUCACGCACAUGAUUAAGCCAAGAAAGCUGGGUGACCACACAUAUCUGUCCUGGAAUAACGCGCCGGCGCCCUCGCGACAGGCUGAUGCCGGUGGUGCUGGUGGCAGUGCUGUCCUCGCAUCGGGCCGGGACGUCGGCGGCAGCGGGGCGUAG
Molecule: messenger RNA, 1308 nt
Organism: Sporothrix brasiliensis 5110
Lineage: Eukaryota; Fungi; Ascomycota; Sordariomycetes; Ophiostomatales; Ophiostomataceae
Product: LEM3 family
Exons: 4
Coding region: 1-1308 (435 amino acids)
Cellular component (GO): endoplasmic reticulum; plasma membrane; Golgi apparatus
Source: RefSeq, a predicted model, not a curated record